CGCAAGCAGUUGUGUCUUGCAUUUUAUCGCUCAAGUCAGUAAAAAGUGAAGCAUUUAAGAAAGGUGAAUUUCGGCAAGUGAUACAUUUACUGUUCAUCGACAGUAAUUGCUUUUGAAAUGGCUGGACGGAACAUUGAGAAGUUCCCGAUUGUGUGGAUCGGCGACCUAGUCAUAAAGAACGUGCGUAUAAAGGUGAAACUGACUUAUGUGUCUGGUGAUCUGAAAACGGCUAUAAACGCCUUGCCCAAGCUCUUUCCCUACUCUUCCAUUGUCCUGACUAUGAGGAUGAAAAGUACCAUGAGCGAGGACUUCAACUUCGAGAAGAGCGGCAAAUGUGUGUUAACCGUUCAACCAUACGGUGACACUGAUGAAGAAACGGAACAACGUGCCGCUGCUUUGUACCAUGAAGUGGUGUUGUAUCUGAGACGCAAAGGAUCGACUGGCGCUAUUGCGUUUUCCAAAGAUCCGAAGUACAGGAUGCACCUGUAUUUAAAAUCCAAGAGCUCAUCAAGCAUCCUCGCACCCUUGGCACCCGAUUGGUUCCACGUCAUUUGCGAUCGCAUGUAUCUCGUCAUGCUUGUUUCUGAGAUAGCUGACUUGCGCUCCAUUCGCAUUCCGCCGACAGAAUAAGAUCAUGUUUUGAUUCUUCAUUGUCGUGUGAAAACGUUUUGGUGCUAACAAGCCAGCAUUCUAUGGUAAUUUUGGUUGUUCAUUUCUUUCAUGAAUAUUGAGUUGUACAUUUUUUUGUAAAAUCUACAUUUUUCAUUUUGUUGCAAACAAACUUUUAUCCAUCUGUAUAUGGAUGCAUUAUGUGAUGUGUUUUUUGUUGCAAAUAAAAUU
Messenger RNA from Argiope bruennichi, 840 nucleotides. RefSeq lists its product as uncharacterized. The coding region runs from base 118 to 630 and encodes 170 amino acids. The record is from RefSeq and is a predicted model, not a curated record. The transcript is spliced from 5 exons. Lineage: Eukaryota; Metazoa; Arthropoda; Arachnida; Araneae; Araneidae.